Molecule: messenger RNA, 1247 nt
Organism: Lepus europaeus (European hare)
Lineage: Eukaryota; Metazoa; Chordata; Mammalia; Lagomorpha; Leporidae
Gene: ANKRD9
Product: ankyrin repeat domain 9
Exons: 3
Coding region: 222-1163 (313 amino acids)
Molecular function (GO): protein binding
Source: RefSeq, a predicted model, not a curated record
GGCGCCGGCUCCCUCCGCCCCGGGACCCCCGCCUGCCGGCCCGCGGCUCCGGCGGGGGAGAGGACGAGCACGCUCGGCCCGCGGAGCUGGCCGGCCAGCGGUCGCCCACCGCCCCGCCUCGUUACAGAUGCCGACGCCGAGGGUCGGUGAGAGCAAGUGACCCCCUGCAGCCGCAGCCGAGGACCAGGUCGUCACGGAGCCCAUGCCUUGAGGCCACCGGCAUGCCGUGGGACACGCGGCGGCCCGGGGGCGGCGCGGACGGCGGGCCCGAGGGCGCGGGGGCGGCGCGCUCCAGGGCGCAGAAGCAGUGCCGGAAGUCGGCGUUCGCCUUCUACCAGGCCGUGCGGGACCUGCUGCCCGUGUGGCUGCUCGAGGACAUGCGAGCCAGCGAGGCCUUCCACUGGGACGAGCGCGGGCGCGCCGCCGCCUACUCGCCCUCCGAGGCGCUGCUCUACGCGCUGGUGCACGACCACCAGGCCUACGCGCACUACCUGCUGGCCACGUUCCCGCGGCGCGCGCUGGCGACGCCCAGCGCCGGCUUCCGCUGCUGCGCGGCGCCCGGGCCGCACGUGGCGCUGGCCGUGCGCUACAACCGCGUGGGCGUGCUGCGCCGCAUCCUGCGCGCCGUGCGCGACUUCCCGGCCGAGGAGCGCGCGCGCGUGCUGGACCGGCGCGGCUGCAGCCGCGUGGAAGGCGGCGGCACGGCGCUGCACGUGGCCUGCGAGCUGGCGCGGCCCGAGUGCCUCUUCCUGCUGCUGGGCCACGGCGCCUCGCCCGGCCUGCGCGACGGCGGCGGCCUCACGCCCCUGGAGCUGCUGCUGCGCCAGCUGGGCCGCGACGCGGGGCCCGCGCCCGCCACCGCCGGGGCGCCCGCCGAGCCGCGCCAGCGCCGCCUGCUGCUGCUCGAGCUGCUGGCGCUCUACACCCCCGCGGGCGCCGCCGGCCCGGCCCGCCGCGAGCUGCUGGGCGACCGGCCGCGCUGGCAGCGGCUGCUGGGCGAGGACAAGUUCCAGUGGCUGGCGGGGCUGGCGCCGCCGUCCCUGUUCGCGCGGGCCAUGCAGGUGCUGGUCACCGCCAUCUCGCCGGGCCGCUUCCCCGAGGCGCUGGAUGAGCUGCCGCUGCCGCCGUUCCUGCAGCCCCUGGACCUCACGGGCAAGGGCUAGCCGCGGGGCCCGGCCGGCCGAGUUGGGGACGAAGCUGGUUUUCGAAGCGUGUACCCGGCACGUCACAUACACUGAUCUCGCAGA